AUAGCUUGAAGAAGUAGAUGGACGAUCGCCGUCUGCUCCUGUCCAGUGUCCGGACCUUUGCGCGAACCUCCACUAGAGUUUCGAUCCGUCGCCGCCCAGCGGGUCAUCCCGUCCGGGAUGAAAUCACUCGAGGCUCGAGCCGUCGCAGUAUAUCAAGCUCCGCCCCUCGACGUCGCGUCCUCGAAAAACCAUUGACUACGCCAUUUGACCUAUAGCACCCACACCAAUUCCACGAUGUCGAACAACCACGAUCCCCUGCCUCGCGCCGUGAUGCGCCAGCGCCAGACGGAGAUGAUACUCGGCAUGGGCGUCGUCGCCGGCGGCUUGUACGUGUUCUGGUGGAACCUCAACCGCCGGCACCGCAACAAGGAAAACGAUCCCUCGCCUGCCGCGAUCCCUACCUGGCAGCACCGCUACCGCAAGGCGGCGUUCCCGAACGAGCGCCCGGCCGGCGCGAUCGCCACCACCCUGCGCACGUCGAAGGAGGUGCUCCAGCCCGACCCGUCCGACAUGCAGCGCAUCAACGAGAAGUACAGAUCGGGUGUCACGUCGUUCACGCACCCGUCGUCCCUCGGCACGACAGCGCGCCAGAACUUCGGCUUGGCGGCGAACGACGCGGAUCUGUCUGGGACCGUGUCCGACGAAGAGGCGGUGGGCGCGAGCGGGACGCCGUGGCACAAGCUGACGCACGAAGAGAAGAUGGCACGGGCUGGCAGCGAGGCGGACGGGUACAUUCCGCAGAAGUCAAAGCAGCGGGUUCAAAAGUACCCUGGCAAGGAGGGUCUGGCGUAUACCAAGUCCCCGGACUAUGUCGACAGCUAUGGGAAGACCGCGCACCUGAAGGAAAAACAGGUGGCGGACCAGAAGACGAUGGGGGCAUAGACGCUGUGUUAUUACUCUCGUGUUUCAUGGCAGCGUGUACUCUAUCUGUACGAUGAUGGAGGACGGGCCCUUGUGUAACAGACAGACGAUGAUCAAUCGGAAGAGGACGUGGCUGGAUGUGGGUGCUUGGUUCUCUGCGCC
This is a messenger RNA of Punctularia strigosozonata HHB-11173 SS5, 1023 nucleotides long. RefSeq lists its product as uncharacterized. Bases 235 to 882 code for a protein of 215 amino acids. The record is from RefSeq and is a predicted model, not a curated record. Lineage: Eukaryota; Fungi; Basidiomycota; Agaricomycetes; Corticiales; Punctulariaceae. The transcript is spliced from 3 exons.